Castor canadensis (American beaver) is the source of this 1515-nucleotide messenger RNA. NCBI's taxonomy places the organism in Eukaryota, Metazoa, Chordata, Mammalia, Rodentia, Castoridae. The record is from RefSeq and is a predicted model, not a curated record.
AUGGGUCGAGAGGUGCGCAUGCUGCUGCUGCUGUUAGGCCUGCUGCACUGGGUCGGGGGUGGCGAGGGCAGGAAGACCUGGAGGCGCCGCGGCCAGCAGCCGCCCCCGCCGCCGCCCCCGCCACCGCCCCCGCAGCGGGCCGAGGCGGCGCCGGCCGCCGGACAGCCGGUGGAGAGCUUCCCGCUGGACUUCACAGCCGUGGAAGGCAACAUGGACAGCUUUAUGGCGCAGGUCAAGAGCCUGGCGCAGUCCCUCUACCCUUGCUCCGCGCAGCAGCUCAACGAGGAUCUGCGCCUGCACCUCCUGCUCAACACGUCCGUGACCUGCAACGACGGCAGCCCCGCCGGCUACUACCUGAAAGAGUCCAAGGGCAGUCGACGGUGGCUACUGUUUUUGGAAGGCGGCUGGUACUGCUUUAGCCGGGAGAACUGCGAUUCCAGAUACAACUCCAUGCGGCGCCUCAUGAGCUCCAAAGACUGGCCGCGCACUCGCACAGGCAGUGGGAUCCUGUCCUCCCAGCCAGAGGAGAACCCACACUGGUGGAACGCCAACAUGGUUUUCAUUCCUUACUGCUCCAGCGACGUUUGGAGUGGGGCUUCCUCCAAGCCUGAGAAGAAUGAGUAUGCCUUCAUGGGCGCCCUCAUCAUCCAGGAGGUGGUGCGAGAACUCCUGGGCAAAGGGCUGAGUGGGGCCAAAGUGCUGCUGCUGGCUGGGAGCAGUGCUGGAGGUACUGGGGUACUGUUGAAUGUGGACCGAGUGGCCGAGCAGCUGGAGGACCUGGGCUACCCAGCCAUUCAAGUGCGGGGUCUGGUUGACUCAGGCUGGUUCCUGGACAACAAGCAGUACCGUGGCACAGACUGCGUGGACACCAUCACCUGUGCACCCACGGAGGCCAUCCGUCGAGGCAUCAGGUACUGGAAUGGAAUUGUCCCAGAGCGCUGUCGUCGCCAAUUCAAGGAGGGCAAGGAAUGGAACUGCUUCUUUGGCUACAAAGUGUACCCAACUCUGCGCUGUCCGGUGUUCGUGGUGCAGUGGCUGUUUGAUGAGGCCCAGAUGACUGUGGACAAUGUACACCUCACAGGACAACCAGUGCAGGAGGGGCAGUGGCUGUACAUUCAGAACCUGGGCCGUGAGCUGCGCAGCACGCUCAAAGAUGUACCGGCCAGCUUUGCCCCUGCCUGCCUCUCCCACGAAAUCAUCAUCCGGAGCCACUGGACAGACAUCCAGGUGAAGGGGACCUCGCUGCCACGGGCACUGCACUGCUGGGACAGAAGCCUCCAUGACAGCCACAAAGCCAGCAAAACCCCCUUGAAGGGAUGUCCCUUCCACUUGGUGGACAGCUGCCCCUGGCCCCACUGCAACCCCUCAUGCCCCACCAUUCGGGACCAGUUCACAGGGCAAGAGAUGAAUGUGGCCCAGUUCCUCAUGCACAUGGGCUUCGAUGUGCAGACGGUGGCCCAGCAGCAGGGACUGGAGCCCAGCAGGCUGCUAGGAAUGCUGAGUAGUGGAAGCUAG